UGGCCCCCACUCUUGGUGCUCAAGCUCGAAAACACCCCGCUGAUGGCAUCAAAGAGACAAACGGUCGUAUACACACGCAAUAGCCUAAUUCUUGUAUAUGAAUACGUGCGCAGCACAAAUAUUAUCACCGUGACUUGAAAUUCACGUUGGAUCCAAAAUUCAAUUGUGGGUGUUUUGGCUAUGAGUGAGGAGUUUGUGGGGGGCGGUGACGGCGGCAGAACUGGCCGUGCGGUGCCGCCGGAGGCAGAGUUCGUAUUUGUUGGCAAUGCCGUCGGGGAGUCUUUUGGGGACUGGAAGAACAACGCGGUGGAAUUCAUCAAGGGUUUGGCGGAGAUGAGCAUGGAGUUCGGGAGAGGAUGCAGGGACGUGGUGAAGCAGAGCGUGCUGGGAAGGGAUUCGUACUUGGUGAAGAAGUUUGGGGGCCCUUGCGAGGAGGUUUGCGCGAAAUUGAGGUUCUUGAAUGAGUAUUUGCCUGAAGAUCGCGAUCCGGUUCACUCGUGGACCGUGAUUUUGUUCGUCUCGUUUGUUGCUAUUGCAGUGCUGAUUGUAAAUAUUGGACAUGAUACAACAACUCCAUUGGUAAAAAGAUUGUAUAUACAUCCUCCAAAUGCAAGUCGAAUAUUACUACCAGAUGGUAGACACUUGGCUUAUAAGGAACAAGGUGUUCCCGCUGACAGAGCUAGAUUUUCUGUGAUUACGGCACAUCCCUUCCUUUCAUCCCGACUUGCAGGUAUACCGGGGCUAAAGGCUUCAAUAAUGCAAGAAUUUGGCAUUCGGCUCAUAUCAUAUGACCUUCCAGGUUUUGGGGAAAGUGAUCCCCAUCCCAACAGGAACCUUGAGUCAUCAGCUCUGGAUACGUUACAACUGUCAUAUGCUGUUGGUGUCACCGAUAAAUUUUGGGUGUUAGGAUACUCGGGAGGGAGUAUGCAUGCUUGGGCUGCACUCAGAUAUAUUCCUGACAGAGUAGCAGGUGCAGUAAUGCUUGCUCCAAUGGUUAAUCCAUAUGAACCGAGCAUGACUAAGAAAGAGAGAUCAAGGACCUGGAAGAAUUGGACAGCACGAAGGAAAUUUCAGUACUUUUUAGCUCGGAAAUUUCCUAGAUUUCUCGCUUACCUGUACGGCCAAAGCUUCCUUUCUGGAAAUCAUGGUCCGAUAGAAAAGUGGCUAUCAUUAUCACUUGGAACCAGGGAUAGAGCUUUGAUAAAGGAUCCGAUGUUUGAAGAGUUUUGGCAGAGAGAUGUUGAGGAAUCAGUCCGGCAGAGAAAUGUAAAACCAUUUGUAGAGGAAGCUGUCCUGCAGGUUUCACAUUGGGGUUUCAGCCUCUCAGACCUCAAAAUUCAAAAGAAACGCCCGGGGAAAGGCAUUCUGCUUUGGGUCAAGUCCAUCUUGGGAAAGGCAGAGAAAGAACUAACAGCCUUUCUCGGCCCGAUACAUAUAUGGCAGGGCAUGGAUGACAAAGUUGUGCCGCCAUCAAUGACAGAUUUUGUGCAGCGGGUUCUGCCGGGGGCCAUGGUGCAUAAGCUCCUUUACGACGGCCAUUUCUCCUUUCUAUACUUCUGCGACGAGUGCCAUAGACAGAUGCUCAAGACCCUUUUCGGAGACCCGCAAGGACCACUUGCCGCAGAAGUAGACCAAGCUCCGCUGCCGGAAGUAGAGGCCGAGGAGAACGAAGAGGAGGAGGCGGCGGCGGAGGAAGAGGAAGCCGCCGGUGAUUGUGCGGCGGAGAUGCAACCACCUCCCGGUUGUUCAACUGAAUAGGUGCUCGUGUCGUGUAUAUAUAGAGGUUGAAUAGAUGCAGAUUCCAACCCCAAAAUCGUAUCACCGUUUUCGUUUUCUUCUUUCUUUCUUUUAUUUGGACCAUAAUCAAAUGAAUCAUAAAUGCGAGCAUUUUAAUCAGAAAAGUAUUAGAAAGCCCGACAAGAUUAUCGAAAAGAGGUAAAAAGAUGAUUUUGCCCCCACGCCUGCUCUCUCCCUUCCCCUUUAAUGGAUUUCCCCCCUCUUUGUGCGUCUCCCCUGCUAUGGUCGUCGCCUCGCCUCGCCAUCGUGCCUCGUUGUCGUCGCUUUGUCUCUGUCGCCUCUCUGCCAUCACUGUCUCAUCGACAAUCGUUGCAUCAACUGUCGACGAGGCAAGGCGGCGAUGGCAGCGAAGUGAGGUGGUGACCAUGGCAGGGGAGACGCACAGAGCAAGGGGACAGUGGCCCGGUUUGUAAAUUUGUAAAGUGGGCAGGGUAAAAUCGUCUUUUUGUCCCUUUUCUGUGAGUCACUCAGUAGACUCGUUGGGCCCUGUAGAACGACUCUUUUAGUCAUAAUGUUAUAUGCGUUCUUGU
Diospyros lotus (date-plum) is the source of this 2327-nucleotide messenger RNA. RefSeq lists its product as uncharacterized. Lineage: Eukaryota; Viridiplantae; Streptophyta; Magnoliopsida; Ericales; Ebenaceae. The transcript has 6 exons. The record is from RefSeq and is a predicted model, not a curated record. Bases 181 to 1758 code for a protein of 525 amino acids.